AUGCCAGACUGUUCAGAAGAAAAUUCUCCAAUGGAUAAGAAACGUUUUUCAACAUUCAUGAAUAGAAAAUUUAUUGGAAUAUUUGCUUUAGCGAUUAUAAUCACAAUAUUUAUUGGUGGUGUGAUUGUAUUAACAGUCAUUAUCGCUAAAAUUGCAGUAAGAUCAGAUAAAAAAUUAUCGAUGUCCCGAAAAGUUUUGUUUAUAAUCGUUGAUGGUAUUCCUGCAGAUAUUAUAGAAAAUAUAUCAAUUCCAAACAUGAAAAAGAUUCAAGAACUCGGAAGUUUUACAAGAGCUUAUGUUGGUGGUGAAAAUGGUACUUAUUCACAAACACCUGCUAUUUCAGCACCUGGUUACAUGAAUCUACUCACUGGUACGUGGGCUAACAAACAUAAUGUGUAUGACAAUGAUAUAGAAUAUCCGAAUUAUCAUUACAAAAAUAUUUUUCGACUUCUUAAAGAACAAUAUUCUGAUAAAAAGAUUGCCAUUUUCUCAACGUGGACAGAUAAUCGUAUCAAACUUAUUGGCGAUGGAGUAGCCAUCGCAGGCAAUAUUACAUUUGAUUACAAAUUCGAUGGAUACGAAUUCGAUAAUAUUACUUAUCCUCAUGAUCUACAUGACCAUUAUAUAUUUGAUAUCGAUGAACGUGUGACAAAUGAAACUUUCGCAUGUAUCAAAAUAUAUGGGCCUGAUCUUUCAUGGGUUUAUUUGCAAUAUACGGAUGAUGUAGCGCAUCAGUUUGGAGACAGUGAACAAUUCAACCAAGCAGUCAAGAAUGCUGACCAUCAAAUAGGGCGAAUUUGGGAAGCUAUCAAUUAUCGAAUGAAACAUAAUCAAGAAGAUUGGUUAUUCAUUAUUACAACAGAUCAUGGCAGAGAUUCUAUAACAGGCAAAGAACAUGACUAUCAGUCCGAUAGAGAACGAACAACUUGGAUAAUAACAAAUAGUCAACAAAUGAAUAGUUAUUUUCAUGAUUUUGAACCGGCCAUAGUUGAUAUAUAUCCAACAAUUGCAAGAUGGAUCGAUCUCAAUAUUCCGAUUGAAUCUGAACGAGAAUUAGAUGGAGUACCAUUGAUAGGCAAAGUCUCAUUAAUAAAACCGAAUAUCAAAUUACAUAAUGCUAGUUUAAACAUUAGUUGGACAGUUUUAGAUCCUGUAGGAAUUGUAAAAGUGUGGUUAUCAACUACAAAUGUAUUUAAAGAUGGUAUGACAGACAAUUAUUAUUUAGUUAGAGCAGUACCCAUAAACGAAAAAGUGAUUAUCGUUGAUAUACAAAAAUAUCCAUCAAGUUUCUAUAAAGUAGUUCUGGAAGAACAAUAUAAUACAAUGAAUAGAUGGAUUUUUCGAUCAUGA
This is a messenger RNA of Rotaria sp. Silwood1, 1350 nucleotides long. The record is from the annotation of a GenBank genome assembly. Lineage: Eukaryota; Metazoa; Rotifera; Eurotatoria; Philodinida; Philodinidae.